This is a messenger RNA of Armigeres subalbatus, 1801 nucleotides long. RefSeq lists its product as uncharacterized. The transcript has 5 exons. The record is from RefSeq and is a predicted model, not a curated record. Lineage: Eukaryota; Metazoa; Arthropoda; Insecta; Diptera; Culicidae. Bases 187 to 1713 code for a protein of 508 amino acids.
ACUAUAUGAAUUCGUCCAGUGUACAUGUGUCAGAUGUUGAUUAUAGAACACCAUAUGCCCUCUAUUUGAUGUUCCAAUGCAACCUACCUAAACGUCAAUUUCAAACUACGUGAAAUUGCACGUAUCACGAAAGUUAAAAAAAAUACGUGAUUAUCAUGUGUGAAAAAUAACAGUAACAAAACCAAUAUGGCUGAACAGAUUCUCGGCGACUUGGACCUUCCUGGUGAUCUGUGGGAGAUUUUUCAGGUUUGUGAUAUAGGAAUUUUCGAGUUGUUGUCCAUCUCCAUUCAAGAACUCGAACAGUUCUUGGAACCGACAGGUGUAAGUUGGUGUUAUGAUCAACUAUAUGCAAUAAUCGACUCUUGGAGGAAACGUAACAAAGCACAAAUUUUGCGUUUACUCAAAAAGGAGGCAGCACCCGGCUGCGUUAAAGUGGAAAUUCCAGUGGGAGUGCCGCCAGAGGUACUGGCUGCACAGGCGGAGGUACCACUCCAGAAUUUCAAAUCAGAAUCAUGCGCUGCCAACUUUCACCCCAAACGGCUGCCUAAUACGAAGGGAGGUGAACUCCGAAAAGCGAGUGUAGUACCAGGAGAAUCUUCUUCAGUAGAAGUCGAGGAAGAAGCAGCCACUGAAGGCCAAUGUUUUUCGAAUGAAGUAGUGUCAAAUACAACUCAUGUGAGGAAUGGUGUAGCAGAUGCGACAGAAUCGGUUCAGUUGCCAGCCAACCCUGUUUCACACCUGUCUACAGUUAACGAAUCGAACCGGCAAUUGCUGUCAGAUUUGUCCAAUCCGCAUCAACCUCAGGCACGCCAGGUUACUCCGCACCAGUCAUUAUCAGACCAGCCCAAUACACAUCAGCCACUAUCUCCGGCGACCAGUCUGUGCCACGCACAGCCAGAUCAUGCCAACCCGUUGCCACCACAGCCAUGCACAUCCAUUGCACACCAGGCUCAAUCAGGUCAGCCGUUGAUUCCAUCAUUCACUACAAUCUGGCUGCAAAGUUUGCUUCAGUCAACUGAGAAAGGUAAGGACAUCAUCCAGAGAGCGGCACAAGGAGAGCUGUCAGAAUCAAAACAGCGGCAAUUGGCUGGAAUUGUGGCGAAACACCAUCUAUCUCUGAAUAAAACGCUACAUUCAGAUGACUUGGAGCGAUACACCUUGGCAAUCACUACAUUGUUCAAAUCAGAGAAAAAGGAAAGCUACUUCGUUCCCAGAGGUGGAGAUCGACGAAACCCAGGCGGAAAAAUUGCCAAUAAGGUCGGCAAUUUGAAGCAGAAAAGGCGGAAGGAGAACGCAAAAGAAGAAGAACACGUCAAAAAAUACAAACCUAUUUCGGAGGAACCCAAGGGUACAAUAACAGAUGAAGGAACUCGGUGGCUGCUUUUGAAUAUUCAACCGUGGUCCACAGUGCUGGACAAAUGGCCACAAUCUUUCUGCUAUAGGCAACCGCUUUUGCAAAAACGAACCCAAGUGUCCAAGCUUCUCGAUCAAUUUCCGCACUAUAAAGAAGAAUUUGGAUAUCAGUUGAUUGAUUUGGAUUUCGAGGCGCUGUUUCAGGACGCACCGAAAGGAUUAGAAAAACUGAGAACGGUAUGCGAUGAUGCAAAAGCUUACAUUGGGAAACGUGCCUUGGAUCCCUCUGCUGCUACCCUAUUGAAACACUUCGACGGCACAAAUGAAGGUAGUUAUUUUACUAUAACAAGUGGUUUAUAACAUCAAGCCUGGGAUUUCUACUACUACUUUCUACUUUCUUACCCGAAACAUCUUGCGAUUCGUGCUCAAAUUAUUACACACCUGGUGC